AUGGCCUCGAGCCUGCCCAUACCAGCGCCACCGCGAACACCCACCCCGCCAACCCCAAUUCGAGAAGAGGAGCAAGAGAUGGGCGGUGGACUGGGCAUCAAUGGCAUCUCUCGAACCGUACGCUCGACAAUGGCUUUGGACCCUAAUUCGCUAUCCCCCAUGACCGAUACCUUCCCUUCGCGCUUCGGGUCAAUGGGCUCUCCAAUGUCCUCUUCUGCAAACACACCCACCUUCAACAACUUCAACAACAACAAUACCAUGGGCCCUCCACCCCUCAACGCGGGCACUCUCAACCCCAACUCCACCUCCACUUCCAACCCCAAUCCCUUCAACUUCCAGACACAGACCAUCAAAGAGACUCCCCUAAGCACAAUCGCGAAAUCAGUAUGGCUAUUACCACCGUUCAGCAGCGAGCAGCGUCUCUAUCUGCUGUCAGAACAAGAAAUAUAUGCUAACUAUUACCCCAAGAACAUCGGCCAGCGCAGAGGCCACAGAUACAAACACAGCAGUGUAUCAGCCCAGCACCAAAUCUUCCUCGAACCCCCACCACGCGCCCCCCUCGCCCUCCCAGCUUCACUCCCCGUGCCCACGCUGCGCGAAGCAUGGCAGUCCACGGCCAACAUGGACAAAGCGCAGCGUCUGCGCAUCCUCUGGUGUGCCUGCCACGCGCUGGUUGCAGCCUACGUGCUGUAUUCGGCGUCGGGUAGCCUGGCCAUGACAGCGCUCUCGCACCUCAUAUUCUUCGAUGCCAUAUCAGCCAGUAUCUGCGUGGCCGUCGAGAUCUUCUGCAACUUCGAGGUCUGGAAGCGUUCUUCCAUCCGCCACCCUUUCGGGCUCGAGCGCGCAGAGGUCCUCGCCGGUUUCGCCAUGUCCGUCUUCCUGCUCUUCAUGUCCUUCGACCUGAUCUCGCACAACCUCAAACACGUCCUCGAAUCCCUGGGCUCGCAUCAGCCGCACCACCCACAUUCGCAUCAUAGGGUUAGUCCGGGCAGUAUAGAUAGUGCGGCCGUGUUGAGUAUUGUAGCUACAUUGAUCAGCGCCGUGGUGCUGGACAACCACAAGAGAAUCGGCAAGGCGAUGCGUUUCGUGUACCUAGACAACCUACCAGGCAUCCUCUCGAACCCCGCACAUCUCCUCACCCUAUCCUGCAGCACGCUCAUGCUCAUCCUACCUCUCCUCUCCAUCAACAUCUACAUCUGGCUCGACCGGCUGCUCUGCACGCUCACCGCAGUCGCCAUGUUCGCCCUAGGCACGCGCCUAGCUAUGACCCAGGGCCUCAUGCUCCUCAUGUCGUAUUCGGGCACGGGCGUCAGCGAGGUGAUGCAGCAGGUAGUGCGCGAGCCGAUGGUGGUCGGUGUGGAGGAAGCGCGCUUCUGGCAGGUGCAUUUCGGGCUGUGCAUGGCGAAUCUCAAGCUCAGGGUGACGGGGGACGAGACGCAGGUUGGGAAGCUGAGGGAGCGGAUCGCAUUGUUGGUUAGGAAUAGACUGGGCGGUGGGUAUGGCAAGGGGUCGGGGUUGAAGUGGGAAGUUACGGUGCAGUGUACGAUUGAAAAGUGA
Messenger RNA from Lachnellula hyalina, 1557 nucleotides. It is a transcript of the gene zrg17, whose product is annotated as putative zinc transporter. The record is from RefSeq and is a predicted model, not a curated record. Gene Ontology annotation, biological process: intracellular zinc ion homeostasis; transmembrane transport; zinc ion transport. Gene Ontology annotation, molecular function: zinc ion transmembrane transporter activity. Gene Ontology annotation, cellular component: membrane; Golgi apparatus. NCBI's taxonomy places the organism in Eukaryota, Fungi, Ascomycota, Leotiomycetes, Helotiales, Lachnaceae. The transcript has a single exon. Bases 1 to 1557 code for a protein of 518 amino acids.